This is a messenger RNA of Olea europaea var. sylvestris, 1011 nucleotides long. RefSeq lists its product as uncharacterized. The transcript is spliced from 2 exons. The record is from RefSeq and is a predicted model, not a curated record. NCBI's taxonomy places the organism in Eukaryota, Viridiplantae, Streptophyta, Magnoliopsida, Lamiales, Oleaceae. The coding region runs from base 100 to 1011 and encodes 303 amino acids.
CAACACUUUCAAACUACAAAAAAAAAAAAUAAAAAAAAAAAUACAUUAAAAUCUUCAUCCCAAGAUUCAUUUAAACUAGAGAGAUCACCUUCAUUUCAUAUGGAAGACUUCUCCUCUUUUCCAAUGGAGAAAACAGGCAAAAUUAUCAGAAGAUCAAUCUUUACUUUUCUUCAAAACUAUCAGUUUUUCACAUCAACAGCAGCAAUCUUGGCUUUUCCUUUUGCUGCUUCGACUCUUGUGUGUCAAGCUUCCUUGCCGUCGUCUCCCUUGUUUGCAUUAGUCCAGGGCCGCCUACGAACCCUUUUCCUCGCAGCAGGGUUCCCUCCCUCGUCCGACUUGUUCAACAUUCUCAACCUCAAACUCUCUCAAACCACUGUCACAUUUCUUCUUGUACUUCCCUUUAGUCUCACUUUUCUCCUCUUUGCUAAGGCAUUGAUAAUAAAAGCCCUUUUCUAUCAAGAAAAUAGGCAUUUUUCUUCUUGGAACAAACUAUUCAAAUCCCUUUACCUCACACAAAUUUGCAACUUAUUGUUCAUUCUUUCUGCAAAUGCUACUUGUUUCUCUCUUCUACUUGUCGCAUUCAAUUUCUUCGAUCUAUUAGGCCUUUCUUCUUCGGGGCACCUCCUAUUUCUUUCAGCGCUCGGAAUAGUUAUCUACUCGGUAAUUCUUGCCAAUGCGUACGUCUUAUGCAACUUGGCAAUCGUGUUGUCAGGAGUGGAGAAGCGCGGCGGAUUUACAUCAAUUCUCAAGGCCUUUCUUCUGAUCCGAGGUCGAACUGCAACAGCAUUGUCAUUAGCCCUGCCUUUCAAUAUAGCUAUGGCUUCCAUCGAAGCUUUGUUUCAAUACCGCGUUAUACCGUCGUUGGUUGCAUGUUUUUCAAGAGUUGCAGAACAGAAUUACAGAUUGAUCAGGAGAAUUUGUUUUCAGAAAUCAAAGAGGAUUCUCCAAUGCCAUUCAUUUUACACUCAAAUUCUGUCAAUAAAGUUGGUAAAGGAGAUUUUGUAUUGCUGA